CAGGGUGUUUUCAGCGGCUCGCGCGGCGAAACACUCUCGCGCUAAACUUUUCCCUCGCACAGGCAAAACACAUCCCCACUCCAAAAUUCCCCACGCAUCCCGCGCCCGACCGCCCCUCCCCAAUCCCUAGUCCCCCGCCGCCAAACCGGAGCCCGCUGCCGCCAAUCCGGAGCCCGCCGCUGUCGCGUCUCCUCCUCCGCACGACCAUGCUCCACCACGGCGCCGGCCCGUCCCACACUCGAGGCCUGCCGCCCGGCUCCGCCGUCCCUGCCGCCCGCUGUAGCCGCACUGGCCGCCGCCGGCAGGCCGCCCCUCUGCACCUCCGCCACCGCCGGACCCUUCUACCUCCGCUGGGCUGCACCACAUCCUCGACGCCGGCGCCGUCGCUCUUGCCCACUGGAGCUCACGGCCCCUACACAGUCGGCCGCCGCCCCUCACGUGCCAAGCUCGGGCGGGCAGCGGCGGGCGCUGCCGUGCGGGCUACGGCUGCGGCGCGUGCCGUGCUUGGUCGAGCGGAGGGCCGGAGCUGUGCCUGGUCGCGUCAGCGGAAGACGCCAGCCAUCGGCAAGCCGCAGCCUCUCAGCACGCCAGCAGCUCGGCGCCUCGGCCAGCACGUCGGCGGAAGACACUCGGGCGACCAGCAGGCAGCAGCACGCCAGCUGCAGACCUCUCAGGUGGUGUCCUCCUCCGGGGUGGGCGCACUCGGCCGCGCCUUCUGGCGCACCACCCUUGGCUACUUCGUCUGCUACGAUCCGCUGGCGGCCACCGCGGAUUUGGUCCCCGCGCCCCAGGAGGUGAUGCAGUGGCCGUACUGGGAGCUCGGCGAGAUGGAGGGGUUCCUCUGCGUCACGUUCAUGGACGAGCUCGUCAACCAGGUGGUGGUGAUCCGUCUUCACUUGGAGCACCGCGCCGGCGAGAUCUCGUGGACUACUCUGGCAGGCCAUUUUGAAGGCGGCUGUCUAAGGAACCGCGACGGGGUGAUUUUGCUACGCUCGCAGGGCCCCGCUGAGGUGCUGGUGUGGGAUCCUAUGGCCGAGCUCGUCGUCGCCAUGGACCUCGAAGGACGCACCACUCGCACCAUCGGGCCCCUCUCCGGCCUUCAGUACUAUGCGGAUUUCAUCCCUUACGUGAGCUCAUCCACUGGGAUCUUCGGCGAUGAUGAAGCGAAUGCUGAAUGUACUAUUGCACAAGAUUCAGCAGAGUCAGAUAAAAAGUAG
Messenger RNA from Phragmites australis (common reed), 1217 nucleotides. RefSeq lists its product as uncharacterized. The record is from RefSeq and is a predicted model, not a curated record. The coding region runs from base 207 to 1217 and encodes 336 amino acids. Lineage: Eukaryota; Viridiplantae; Streptophyta; Magnoliopsida; Poales; Poaceae. The transcript has 3 exons.